CACUGGAGUGCGUGGGUGUUGGGCAUUUACCGUUUGUUUCUCUUAAAAAGGACGCGCUACAUUUUCAUGAAUUUCUCGCUGGAAAAAAAUUCAAAUUAAUUUAAUAAGUUCGGCUUCCAUGUAAAGCAAUGAUGACUCGCAAUAUGCUGAAAGGAAAAAGGUCACCGUCGCCACUUCAUAAGCAGCACUCUAUAUUAAAGGAACGAAAGAAGAAAGUCGGUAAAGUAAAGUCAAAAGGCAGCCAGGACCAUACAGAUUCGGAGACUAUUCUUGGGAAUGCAACUGCAGGUCUUGAGGAACCGUCCCGGUCGCCUGCAGAGGGUUACAUUGAGGCGCCACUACCAUUUGAGACAGCAAAGAAGCGAGACGUAGUUCCUCCAAGGUCUACUAAUGAAGCAUCUUCGGCUAAGUCUCCAAAUCAACGAGAUGGAUCUCCGUCCAUAUUUGAAUCCCAAGGAGCAUCGAAAGCAAAUCGCUCCAAUUACUCUAACCCAAACAAAGUAUCUAAAAAACUCAACAAAUUUAAAGAUCCUAAAAAGUUAAAAGGACCACCAGCAAGUCCCCAACCUCGGGAAUUAUCCGAUAAGAUUAAGAAAAAGUCAAAACAUGAAAGAAACCAAAAGAUUCCAGAAUUUGUAGGAAAAGAAAACACUUAUUUAAACGCCAAUCUAAUCAAGAAGAGAUUAGGAAGUCCACCGCCCUCUAACUUCUUUGAAAAAGAAAAAUCGGACGAGAUUCUGACAAGAGAAGAAACGCCUCUAAAAGACAGACCAGGAACUCCACCGCCAAUUGGGUUUUUUAAAAUGGGCAGAAAAAAUAAACAAGAGAAAUCAGGGUCACAAAUAUCAAAAGAACUUAAGAAGCUACCGGAAACAGCUGUACAUCCUGGCCCAAUUUUUCCAAAAGAGGCAAAUAUAUCAACUUCAGCAAAGAUUAAAAAAGCAAAGUUUCUGCCUCUAAGCUCUAAUAGCCAAAUAAAUACAAAACUCCCUUCUCGAAAACUUCCAGAAACUAUGAAGGAGCCCAAAAAACCCACAAAGAGAUCAGGAUCUCCACUUCCAUCAUGGGAUGUGCCCAAAAAGCGUUUAAAAAAUAUUGAAAGAGAGUUUGUAAUGCCCCUCGAAGAAAAGAACGAAAUACAGAGAAGCCGUCGCCCAGACUUGCUGUGCCUUCCAGACAAACUCUCAGCAAGCAUUAAAAAGUUUCUUAAAUCCUUUGUAACAGUUCAUAACGCCUCUGUCGCUGACAUUAAGAGAUUUGGCAAGAAAGUGGCCCACAAUGCUCAAAAGGAAACAAUAGUCUCGUUGCAUAAAAACUUGCAAAUAGAUGAGCUGACAAAACAGCUAAACUCUAUGUACAGCGAAUCUGAGGAAUAUAAAAAGGAUCUGGCCAAGUUGCAAAGGGAUUACGAAGAACUGCAGACAAAUUUUAGCAAAGCUAACCAACAGCUUCUCGACGAAGAAAAUCACUUCCAUGAUCAGUUUAACAAGUUAAAAAAUCGUUUUGAGCAGCUUACUACCGAUAUUAGCUCUAAGAAUGCUUUACACGAACGGGAGAUGAAAAACAUGAAAGAGGCAAAUCGCAAACUCACAAGUUCACUAAAUAAUGAUAAGAAAACUUAUGAGGCGAAACUAUCCGAAAAUCAAGAGAGAAUAAAACAACUUCUGAAUCAAAACGACACCAUAUCUGCGGAGCUCAAAAGUUCUGCAUUAGAGAUGCAAAAUGUAAUGCUCCAGAAAGAGAACUUGGAGAAGGAAAUAAGGGAAAUAAAGGCCGAACUUGAUGCCAAUGAUAGAACUUGUGCUGAGCUGAACAUUUGCUUGGCAAGACUUGGUGACGAACACAAUGAAGCUUUAGAGAAGCUUCACGUUGAGUUAAACAGUCACAAGUUACAUUAUGUAGAGUUAGAAAUGAUGGUUGAUGAAAGAAACAAGCAGAUGGAGCAAGUCCACAACGAAAUUAAUUGUUUAAAAACAGAAGCUGUAGAAAAAGAUAGGGCCCAAAUGUCGCUACAAGUCUAUAUUAAUCAGCUCGAGGUGCAGAGGGAGGAGCUAAUCAAGAGCAAUGAGAACGUGUCCCAGCAAUUAGAAGAAUCUAAAUUGAAAGCCGUGAAGGAGAUAAAAACUAUCAAAGAAACAAAUGAGAAAAUUAUUACGGAGCUGCGAUCUGAAGUGGAUAGGCACAAAAAGGCUGCUGCAGAUGUACUCGAGGCUAAAGAAAAAGUCGAAAAGGAGGGACUACUCCAGAUUUCUCAAAUUCAAAGCCAUCUGGACAAACUAGAAGUCGAGUGCAAUGAACUAAGGGACAUUAAGAAGUCACUGGAGAAGGAAAUUGAAAUAAAAACCAAAAACUGGCAAGACGAGGAAGCUUUACAGCAACAAAAGUUUACAGAACUUCAAGAUCAAUACCAAAUUAAAGUAACUGAGUUGGAUGCAGAACGACAACGUAUCCAAGAGCUAAGUGUGUCUCUAAAAGGAGUCGUUGAACAAAAGGAUACAUUAAUCAAUGAUACCCUCAAAAAAUUACGAAGUGUAAUCACUGAGAAAAAAGCCCUGACAAAAGAAAUAAAUACUUUAAAUGCCGAAAAGCAGCAGAUCAGUGAUAACUUUUCUGCCGCCGAGAAAAGAUUCACAGACGAAUUAAAAUUGAAAGAUCAAAACCUUGAGGGUAUUAAGAAGUCUCUGGAGAAUGAAAUUGAACUCAAAGCUAAAAACUGGCAAGAGCAGGAAAUUUGUCUGCAAAAACAGUUUACUGAGCUUCAUGAUCAGUACCAAAACAAAGUAACUGAGUUUGAAAGAGAAAUUCGUCUUAAUAUAUCCCUGAAAGAAGUUGUUGAAAAAAAAGAUAAAGUAAUCAAUGAUAAUUUGGAAAAAUUACAAGUCCUGAUCUCUAAAAAUGAAGUUCUAACAAAAGAUAUAAAAAUUAUAAGUGCCGACAAGCAGAAAGUCAUUAAUGACUUCUCUGCAGCAGAGAAAAGAUUCGCAAAGGAAUUACAGUCGCAAGAAAACAAAUUUAAGAACAAAAUUGCUGAAUUGGAGACAGGGUUUGAACAGAAAAUCGCCGAAUGGCAUAAAAGAGAACAGGACAAAGAUUCUGUUAUAGCGGAGCUUACAUUUAAAAUUAAUCGAAUUGGGAGCGUAUGCGAUCAAUCGGUUGGAAAAGCGUCGAUUCUCAAACCAGUACUGAAACCAGUACAUGUUCUUCAAUUACCUCAACAAAUAAAACCUACUCAAAAGCCUCCAGGAGUGAAAAAUGAAGCUAUUGUUCGUCCGAGCACUACCAAAAGGCAACCUAUUCGCCGCAAAGUUAUUAUCGAACAACAUCUUUCCGACUUCGAAAGCGAAAAUGAGGAACCUACUACUUCAACAAAUAGUAAGACAGUCGCCUUCAAACGUCCACGUGUAGCUGCUAACGUUAACUUGGUAGAAGAGGACCUAUUCGAUAGUUUAAAGCGAGCUAACUAACUGAAGAAUCGGGAAAUUAAAACUUUCUGUAGUUUAUCUUAAAGAUAAACGAAUUGAGAAAGUUUAUUUCAACUCAAUUUCUUUGAAAACUUGCCCUAUGUUGGCAAAUUGUUCUUAAGACAAGUUCACAACAUUUUCACAUACUUACUUAAUCUACUAAGUUUCAUAAAUAUAAAAAAUAUUUGUAUGUUUAAGUUAAAAAAAAAAUAC
Molecule: messenger RNA, 3674 nt
Organism: Drosophila ananassae
Lineage: Eukaryota; Metazoa; Arthropoda; Insecta; Diptera; Drosophilidae
Gene: c(3)G
Exons: 11
Coding region: 129-3464 (1111 amino acids)
Source: RefSeq, a predicted model, not a curated record